Nicotiana tabacum (common tobacco) is the source of this 1158-nucleotide messenger RNA. The record is from RefSeq and is a predicted model, not a curated record. NCBI's taxonomy places the organism in Eukaryota, Viridiplantae, Streptophyta, Magnoliopsida, Solanales, Solanaceae.
AUGCAAAUUACAGAACUUCGACGAACUCAAAUGGGUGAUUUCGGAUGGUUGGCAGAAGUUUGGAAAUUUGGUUUGGCAGCUGAAGUGUUGAAAUUUGGUGUCAUAACCGCACCUGCGGCUAGGGGACCGCAGGUGCGGUCUCGUAGAAGCGAAAAGGGAGCCGCAGAUGCGUCCAAGUGGAAGUUUGGCAGAACCGUAGAAGCGGUAGAAGAACUGCACCUGUGGUGUCGCAGAUUCAGGCGCAUCAGGUCUUGCUGGCGAAGGUUGAGAGCUUCCAGCAGAUUCCAGAGUUCGCGAGAGGGUGAUCAAUUUAUGGUACCCCAAACCAAUGCAUUUGGCCAUAAUUUUAGGGACUACAAUAAUGCAGAAAGUGCAAGGCAACAAGGGGUAGAAAAUUUCUACAAAACACAACACAUACAUCAAACCUAUGACUUUGUCAAGAAAAUGAGACAAGAGUAUGCAAAUUUUAACAAGGCACAAAUGAGCAUAUGGGAAUGUUGCGAAUUACUCAACGAUGUUGUCGAUGACAGUGAUCCAGAUUUAGACGAGCCCCAAAUUCAACAUUUGUUACAAAACGACCGUCCGGGUCAUCACAAAAGUGCUGAAGCCAUUAGAAAAGAUUAUCCAAAUCAAGAUUGGCUUCAUUUAAUUGCCCUAAUUCAUGACUUAGGUAAAAUUCUUGUUUUACCUAAGUUUGGAGGACUUCCUCAAUGGGCAGUUGUAGGUGACACAUUCCCUGUUGGAUGUGCAUUUGAUGAAUCAAUUAUUCAUCAUAAAUACUUCAAAGAAAAUCAAGAUUUUAAAAACCCAAUUUACAACACUAAAAAUGGAGUUUAUUUUGAGGGUUGUGGACUAGAAAAUGUUAUGAUGCCAUGGGGUCAUGAUGAUUAUAUGUACAUGGUUGCAAAAGAGAAUGGUAUAACAUUGCCAUCAGCUGGUUUUUUUAUCAUAAGAUAUCAUUCAUUUUAUCCAUUGCAUAAAUCUGGAGCUUACAAACAUUUAAUGAAUGAAGAAGAUAAGGAGAAUUUGAAGUGGCUUCAUAUUUUUAACAAAUAUGUUUUGUAUAGCAAAAGUAAAGUUAGGGUUAAUGUGGAAGAAGUCAAGCCUUACUACCUGUCUCUCAUUGGAAAAUAUUUCCUAGCAAAGCUAAGGUGGUGA